AUGCUCAAAUAUUUUAUUGUUUCGGUUCAUAUUAUUCUUGCUCUUUUUAUUUUUCAACAUGGAUUUUUGCUGAAAAGACAGGUUGGUUUUGUUUCAGAAUUCAGUCGAUUGAAGCUUUAAGUAAAAUAAAAUUGGAAAGUUUUCUUUUCAAAAAAUACAUUAAAAUUUCAAAAAUUUUCAACUGUUGAAAGAAUUGAAAAAUGAAUUCAAAACUUAACAUGACGUGCGUUCUAGAGAUUUCAUUUCAGAAUUUGAAAAAUCAAUUUUUAUCAAUUUUACGAUUUCCAAAUGGAAAAAUCUGAGUUUUCUGGAAAUCUGAAGAUCCAGUCUAAAAUAAACUUAUUUUUCAAAAUAGAAUUUUGGAAAUUUGAUUUUUUUCAAUGAGGAACUUUGGAUCAGAAAUAAUGCAUUUUCAAAGUUUCAAGCGCACAAAAUUUCAGCUGUUGAAAAUUGAAAUGACAUAUUCUGACGUCACUAUUUAAUUUGAAAAAUUAUAAUUUAUUCACGUUAUCUCGUGGCCUAAAAAACAUUUCUUAAAUAAAUAGAAAUUUAUUCCCAACAUUUUGUAUUCCAGGAAAUAGUUCAAAAAAGUAGUUGCUCUGAUGCGAAAGGAGAUGAUGAUUCGUGUUGGAUGAAACCGCAAUAUAAAAGGGUAUCUAUUUUCAUUUUACAAGUUACCCUAACUUCUGUUUCUUCUUAGGUUGUUCUUGUUCUUGUUGAUGCACUUCGAUAUGAUUUUCUAUUUCCAUCCGAUCAUUGUGGAGAAAAAGAAGAGACCAAAUAUUGUUGUGGAAAAAUGAAAUAUGUUAGUGAAUUGUUCAAUAAUCGAUCACUUUCAAUUGGAAUUCUUAUUGCUGAUCCACCAACUACAACAAUUCAAAGAUUAAAAGCUGUUACAACUGGAACACUUCCAACUUUUAUUGAUGCCGGAGAUAAUUUUUCGUCGGAUUUUAAUGUGAAAGAGGAUAAUUUUUUGUAUCAGGCGAAAGAAUCGGGAAGAAAUAUGACAUUAUUGGGAGAUGACACGUGGUUCGUUUUUUUGAGAAGUGUAUGGGAGAAUUCAAAAAAUAAUUUUACCAUCUUGCCCGGUUUUGAGAGCUUCGGAAUUGGCUCAGGAUAUCAGGCUAUCUUUGAAUUGGAGAAAAAAACAAGACAAUUUUUAAUCGAGAACUUUUUAGACUAAUUUUUUAAACAGAAAAAGUGUCUAAUUUUUGUUUUGUAUAUUUACAAUUUCAAUUUUUUUGAUUUCAGGAUAUCUUUGUAUCCAAAUGUAUUUUCAAGAACUGCUGCUUAUGAUUCUUUUGAUAUCAAUGAUUUGAAUACUGUAGAUGAUAAAGUUAUCCGUAAGUUUGAUUUUCUUCACAUUUUCCUUUUUUCACAUAAAAAAUAUUUUCUAGCAUUGCUACAAGAUGAGAUUGAUAAUUCAAAUAGUUCUCUAAUUAUUGCACAUUUUCUUGGUGUCGAUCAUUGUGGGCAUAAAUUUGGAUCGAAUCAUCCGGUUAUGACUGAUACUCUCAGAAAAGUUUGUUUGAAUUAAAAAAAAAUAUAUUUUUAACAAAAAAACAAUUUAAAUAUUUUCAGAUGGAUAAAAUGUUGGAAAAUACAAUAAAAUCUUUGAGAGAUGAUGAUUUGUUAUUGGUUUUCGGUGAUCAUGGAAUGACAUUAACUGGAGAUCAUGGCGGAGAUUCGACUCAAGAAGUUUAUGCUGGAUUUUUCGCAUAUUCGAAGAAUGGAUUGAUUGAACUUCCGAAAAAAGCAAUUUAUCAAAUUGAUCUUGUUCCAACAAUAUCUCUACUUUUAGGAAUUCCAAUUCCAUUUUCAAAUCUUGGCACAGUAAUCACUUCGAUGUUUCCAGAAAAUUUAAGAGAAUCAGCUGUCGCAAUGAAUUAUGAACAAGUUAAACGAUUUGCUGAAGUUUAUUCGAGGCAGAAUAACUUUGCAGAAUUACAUAAUUAUAUUUCGAGAGAAGCGAAUACAAUGGAUGAACAAUUGAAGUAGGUUUCGACAAAUUAUAUUUUCUAGAAACAAAAAUGGUCAUCCGAAAAAACAACAUUGAACUCCAAAAUUUCUUUGAAAAUAAAUUCCGAAAUUUCCAGUUCAAUUUCCCAAAUUCAAACAUCUUUACGCGUUGCUUGGACACAAUUCGAUAAUUCAUAUAUAAAUGUUGGAAUUCUUCUUCUAAUUGAAGCAUAUUUUUUCAUUUUAUCCGAACAAGAAUUAACAGUUUCAAUUGGAGUAUUUCGAUCUGGUUGUAUUCUUCUUCAAUGUGCUUUAUUAUGGGAUAAUUCAAAAUCUUCUGCUCCCGCAAUUACUCUUCUUAUGAUGGCUCUUUCUGUUUCAUGUUUAUCUUCAAUGUUCAAAUGCUUGGCUAAUUCAUGUAAUCAUGUUGUUGGACAAAAUAAGAUAACUCCAAAUUAUAUUGGUGAGUUUUUUUGGAAAGAUUUCAACAUCAAAGUCUAAAUUUCAGCAAAUUGGGGGAUGGUUAUUCAUUCAAUUUCAAUGCUUUCAAAUAGUUUCAUAAUUUAUGAAGCAAAAAUAACUCGUUUUUUCAUUCAAAGUGUUUUGGUUUGGUCAUUUUUCAGUUGUUUUGAAAGAACAAAACGGAAUAUUAAAAUAUGGCCGAUGUUAAAAUCGAUAUUAGAAGAUCGAAAAUUCUAUCUAUUAAUAUUAUCAUUAUGUUUUCUUCGAUUUGAAUCAUAUUUUCAUCGAUGUCGAGAAGAAGAAAUUGGAUGUAUUCAAUAUGAUGCUCCAUUAGUUUCUGCUUUAUUACCAAAAGAUACAAAACUUCAUCGAAUUGUUUUCUCAAUUUUUUGUAUGAUUGCAUUCAAUUAUUUGAUUUUUGGUAAAGUUUUUCGUAAUGAGAAACCAAUAUUCGAAAAACUUGCGUAUCCAUUGAUUUUGGUUGUUUCGUGUCAUAUGUUUUAUAUGACAUCGGGAAAUAAUUCUGAUCGUGCUAAUUGGUUGGUUAUUAUCAAUUUGGUCAAUAGUCUUAUUAUAUCUUUGUUUGCUGGAGAAUCGAAACUUUAUUUCUUGUUAUUUCCGAUUUAUAUUUUAUUAGGAGAUGGAUUGAUUCCAGCUAUUAUGUGCUUGGUUUUCAUACUCUACUCGUGUUUUCAAAUUGUACCUUAUGGUGAGUCAUUGUUUUUUUUUUAAUUUCGGAACAUCGCGGGGUUCUAAACCCCCAACAGAAUUGAAUUCCAAAAUUCAAGAAUUUACAGUUUUUUUUCUAAAAAACGACAUGACAAAGCUUUGAGUACUGUAUUCAUUCACAGUAAUCAGAGCUUUGCCAUGUCGUAAUUAUUUUCUAGAAUAAAAUUGAAAACCCGAAAUUCAAAAAUUAAAAAAUAAUUUUUUAGUAAAGUACAAUUUUGCAGAUACUCUUCCUCCUGUGAUUUCCUUAUUCAUAACAUACGGUUUUUAUUUGACUGGUCAUUCACCAACUCUUCCAACAAUUCCAUGGAAUGCUGGUUUUAUUGGAAUCUCUGGUCAACUUGCUCUACGUGUACUUCCAGCAAUUCUAAUUUUAUCUCAUCUCAAUAUUUCUUCGAUUAUUUCUGCUGUUGUUGUUUUUAUUCAUGAGGUUAUGGAUCAAUUCAUUUGAAGAAAAAAUGAAUUUCGCGACAUUUUUUGUCGCGAAAUUGCAAUUCGUGAAACGACACGAAAUAAACACAAAAAUAAAGGAGAAAUAUUAAAGGGACACGUAAUCGCUGCGAGACCCAACACACGAAAAAAGAAUUUUCUCUUUAAUUUUAUUAAUUUCGUGUCGUUUCGCGAAUUGCAAUUUCGCGACAAAAAAUGUCGCGAAAUUCAUUUUUUCGUCAGAUGAAUUGAUCCAUUAGAAAAAUUCGGGAUUUUUAAAAUAGGAUGUUUCCUCAUUUUUUAAAUAUUAUUUGUAAGAAUUUUGAAAUAAUGUAUCACAAUAUUUCUUAACAGUAAACAAAUAAACCAAUUUCCCUUUUUCAGCCGAAAAUCUCAAAUGCACGAUGUGUCAGUUUCCAAUUAAUGAGAAGUAUUAUGACAUGUGUUGCUGCUUCAAUUCAUCGAAGACAUUUAAUGGUUUGGAAAAUUUUCGCCCCAAAAUUCAUUUUCGAAAAUGUUUCUUUUAUUGUUUUUCUGGUUGUUUCCAAUAUUUUGAAAGGGUUUCAGAAACUGCGAACAUGAAAAAUAACUAGUUUUAUUAUUAAUUUUUCCUUUUCAAAUAAAAAUUUAGUGAUUUUUUUCUUUUUGUAAAAAUUUGGUUUUCGUGUUUUUUAUUUUCCGGUUAUGUUUUGGGAAAUCUGUCCUUUUGCCUCUGCAAUGCAGUUUGCAAAAAAAAAGAAACAUUUUUUUUAAAAAUCAGACUUGAAAUCAUGCAUCGUAAAUCGAAAAACAUCGCUUCGUCGCAGGACCCAACACAAUUUCAUGAUGCGUCUUAAAAAUGUACUGUAGCAUCAGUUCGAUAUGUUUUUCUUUCUUUUCACUCUCUAAAUGUUCUAUCUUUCGUUGCUAAUUUGUUGUCGGUCUGAUAAUAAUAGGAAAAAAGAAAGAAAUAUUGAUUUUGACUGUUUCUUUCUUGAAAUGUUGAAAAUUGCGAAAUGUUCCAAAAUCCAAAAAUAAAAAAAUGAAAUUUUCACACCUGUCCAAUUUUGAUGAACAUGUGAUCUAUUUGUAGCUAACUGAAUUCUAGUCAUUAUAAUUCAACUCCGAACAACAAUGUUUUAGCUUGAACAGAAAUUGGACAGGUGUGAAGUUUUCAUUUUUUGAUUUUUGGACGCCCCAUUAUAUAUAAACUAUAGUUUAUAGAUAGAGCGUCAUAUUGAUGAACAAGUUUAAAAUAAAAGUAAUAUUUCGCAAUUUGUAUGGUCCUCUAUCUUUCAUAAAGCAAAUAAAAUAUUAAUGAAAAAAUAAAAUAAUCAAUAUACUUUUUUUUUAGAAAAAAAGAACUUUCUAUCUUUUUCUCUUUGUCUUGUGUGUUUCUCUUUUCAAAAUAACCUGUUCAUUUCAUUUCUGGGCCCGUUUUCAAUAUUUUGCUUCUGUCAUAUGACGUUAAAAUACGCUCCAAUGACAACAAAUCUAAGGCCGGAUUGGCCAUUUGUUUUUCUUGUGCUUUUUUUGUUUGAAAAAGGGGGAAAGGGUUAGGCGUAUUUAUCGAUUGAUUCAUAAAUAUUUGAAAUAUUUCAGAAUGAGUGGAGAUGAGCUCAAUAUGACUGAUACGGAUAGUGAUGCUGAAGAAGAAUCAGGAGAGGAGGUUAGUUUUCAUGAAAAAUAAAUAUUAAACACGUAACACGUAAAUUAACAUGUUACGUGUCAACAUUUCUCGUUCAUUUUUUCGAAAAUCUGUUCAUUCUUAUUUAUUUCGCAAGUUAAAAAUUGUAGCAGCUCUAAAAUGACGACUACAUCGGUUGGUUCAAAAAAAUAUUUUAUACUUUUCUUCUGAAAAUUAAAAAAAUGUUAUUUCAGUGUAUGAGCGAUGACGAUGGAAUCGCUUUGGAAACAAAUGAUCAAAACAAUUCGGAUUGUAAGGAAUCUGACAAUGAUUGCAUUGUGAUGACGCCAGAUUUGCUGGAAAAGGAAAUGAAAGCGACGAUUGCAGAUGUAGCUAAUGUUUUGCAAGUUCCAUCUGGAAUGUGCAGGAUAUUAUUGCAUAAAUACAAAUGGAACAAGGAAAGCUUGCUUGAAAGGUACUUUAUUCUUCAGAUCAAAUUUACAGAACUCGUUUUUAGCCGGCCCAAAAAAAUGAGCUCAUUUUAAAUGUUUUAACAAGUCAUAUUUCAUAUAGCUAGCAAUUACCUAUUUUCCAGAUUCUAUGAGCACCCGGAUACAAAUGCAUUUUUGCUUGAUGCACAAGUUAUUCCAAAUGUCACCGAAUCUUCAUCUUCUGCUCAACCAAAUCCAGCAGAAUGUGAUAUUUGUUGUGUUGUUUGCGAACUUUCUGGAUUAGCUUGUAAUCAUCGAUCUUGUGCCAGAUGUUGGAAAGCGUAUUUACAAACUAAAAUUAUGAAUGAUUGUUCUAGCGAAAUUGAAUGCAUGUGUUCUGGAUGUAAAUUAUUGAUCGAAGAUGAAAAGGUUUGUCCUGUUUUUAUUAAUUUGUACAAAAAACCAUUUAACAAAUGUUUUGCAGGUCAUGAAUUAUAUAACCGAUGAAGUAACUCGUGCUGCAUAUCGUCGCUUAGUUAUUUCUAGUUAUAUCGAAACAAAUCGUCUUCUUCGUUGGUGUCCAGGUGUCGAUUGUGGAAAAGCGGUUAAAGUACCUCAUUGUGAACCUCGUCUCGUUAUUUGCUCAUGUUCCAAACAAUUUUGUUUUGCUUGUGGAAACGAUUGGCAUGAGCCGGUCAAUUGUCGACUUCUCAAAUUGUGGCUCAAAAAAUGUUCGGAUGAUAGUGAAACAAGUAAUUGGAUCAAUGCCAACACCAAAGAAUGCCCAAAAUGUCAAAUUACAAUCGAAAAAGAUGGCGGUUGUAAUCAUAUGACUUGCAAAAGUUCGACUUGUAAAUUUGAAUUCUGUUGGAUGUGUUUGGGACCUUGGGAACCGCAUGGAAGCAGUUGGUAUAGUUGUAAUAGAUUUGAUGAUUCGGCUGCAAAACAAGCAAGAGAUGCGCAAGAAUUGUCGAGAGCCAAUUUACAAAGAUAUUUGUUCUAUUAUAAUCGUUAUAUGGGACAUCAACAAAGUUUGAAAUUGGAAGGAAAGGUAUGUUAAUUUACUUUUGUGGAUUGAUUUAAAAUGUGCAAUAAUCAGAUGAUUAUUAUUAUUAUUAUUUAACAAACCUUCAAAAAUUUUUUGAAAUUUUGAGAUGUGAAACCUGAAUCCAGUGAAAUCACAAAAAAUUCCAUUAUUUUAAAAGUCAAAUGUUUAUUUUCAGUUGUAUGCAACUGUCAAAUCAAAAAUGGAACAAAUGCAACAACGUUCAAUGUCUUGGAUCGAAGUUCAAUUUUUGCGCAAAGCAGUCGAUGUUCUUUCGGAGUGUCGUCGUACUCUCAUGUUCACAUAUGCAUUUGCCUAUUAUCUCCAAAAAGAUAACAAUUCUCAAAUUUUUGAAGACAAUCAAAAAGAUUUGGAAAUGGAGACUGAAAAAUUGUCUGAAAUAUUGGAAAGAGAAUUGGAGAAUGAGAAUUUGGUUAUGUUGAAACAAAAGGUUUGUAUUUUGUUUUUGAAAAUUUGAAAAUUUUGAAAAUUGGCAUCUUGAAUUUCUAACCCCUAAAAUCCUUAAGUUUUUCAUAAUUUUUUUCUGCAUAUUUGAUUCUUGUUUUUGAAAAUAAUGUUGGGCUGAAGAUCAAAAGUUGUCACGCGAUUGAAAUUUUGUCUGAAAACCAACAUAAAAUUUAUGAUGCAGAGGUUUUUUGAAUUCACAAAAUCCAUGAACCAUAGAAAAUAUUGAAAAAUAUAUAUCCACAUGUUUUUGCAGGUUCAAGACAAAUAUCGUUAUGUCGAACAUCGUCGUAAAAUCUUAUUAAGUCAUUGUCAAGAAGGAACUGAACGGGAUCAAUGGAAAUAUAUCGAGUAA
Molecule: messenger RNA, 7481 nt
Organism: Caenorhabditis angaria
Lineage: Eukaryota; Metazoa; Nematoda; Chromadorea; Rhabditida; Rhabditidae
Source: the annotation of a GenBank genome assembly